This is a messenger RNA of Prorocentrum cordatum, 2478 nucleotides long. The record is from the annotation of a GenBank genome assembly. Lineage: Eukaryota; Dinophyceae; Prorocentrales; Prorocentraceae.
AUGUCGGACGGCGAAGGGGCGCCGCCGGCCCAGGACCCUCCUCCCACAGCGGAAGCCGCCGCGGCGGCCCCCGGCGAGGCCGCGUCAGCCCCCGGCGAGGCCGCGCCGGCCGAGAAGCCGAAGCGCGGCAAGCCGAAGGACGUGAACGCGCCGCCGAAGCCCAAGAAUGGGUUCCAGAAGUGCUCCGCAGCGGCGAGAGAGAGGAUAAAAGCCGAGAGGCCAGAGAUCGCCACGGAUCUGGCGGCGAUGGGGGCAGCCCUCAAGGAGGAGUGGGAGAAGGUGCCUCAGGAGGAGAAGGACAGACUGUCAGAACAGUACGAGAAGGAGAUGGAGAUCUGGAGGCCGAAAUGGGCGGCGUACAAGCAAACGCGGCAGUACAAGGAGUUCUUCGAGACCAAGCAGGAUUGGAUCGACGGGCGCCAGAUGAAGAAGCUGAAGAAGGCAGCGGCGAAGGAGGCGCCCGCGAGGGCCAAGUCUGGCUACAUGCUUUUCGCCGCGGAGGUGCGUGGCAGUGUAGCGGAGGAGGUGAAGGCGGCCGGCGGCGGGCUGUCAGACAUCGGCAAGAAGAUUGCAGAGCUGUGGGCCGCGACUAGCGAGGCCAAGAAGGGAGAGUACGACUCCAUAGCGGCCAAGCAGAGGGAGAAGUAUCUCGUGGAGUACGCCGAAUACAGGAAAUCCGACAAGUUCAAGAAAUUCUGCGCGGACAAGGCGACCCUCGAGAGCAAGCAGAAACAGAAAAAACUCAUCAGGACAAAGCUGGACGGGGCGCCCAAGAAGGCCGCGACAUCCUUCUCGCUGUGGAAGAAGGAGGCAGCGCCCCAGUUUGCCGAGGAGCUCAAGGGCAAGGCCAUGGGCGAGCAGGCCAAGUUCUUAGGAGAGAAAUGGGCCCAGGUGUCGGACGAGGAGAAGGCUAAGUUUGUCGCGCAGGCCGAGAGCCUGAAGAAGGAGUACGAGAAGCAGAAACAGAGCUUCAAGGCCAACAGAACGUACAUCGACUUCUUGAGGGAGCGUCGCCAGGCCAAGGAGAGGGAAGUCAGGGUGGUCGGCAUGCUUAACAUGCCGAAGAGGCCGAAGUCCGUAUUCGCGAUGUUUGCAGAGGCGCACAAGAACGAGGUGGAGCCUGGCAAGGGAGAGGGAAAGGGCCGGAGUGCCUUGGCGGAGAAGUUUAAGACGGCCUCCGAGGAAGAGAAGCUCGAGCUGGCCAAGAAGCAGGCAGAGGCGAUGGAGAAAUUUCAGAGCGAGUUGACGGAGUUCAAGGCGUCAGAGGAGUACAAGAAGUUCCAGAACGACAAGAAAAAGAUACAGACCGAGUUCAUGAACGAGGCCAUGAAGGUGAUGACUAUCAAGUUCCUCCGGCACUCUCCGCCAGCGCCACCGAAGACGGGGUUCUCGGUGUUCUUGGGCGAGAAGCGGAAAGCUCAGGGCGAGGCCGAUGGCGCGCCGAGUGGAAAGAAGGAGAAGCACGAAGAGGUCAAGAAGUAUAAGGAUGAGUUCAUGAAGCUCGACCUCGCCACGAAGAAGGAGUAUGACAACAUGCGCAAGGAAAAAGUCAAGGCGUGGCAGGCCGAGGUGAAGGAGUACAUGGAGAAGCCGAUGUGGAAGGAGUACAUCGCGGAGGCGAAGAGCCUCAAGGUACCCAUCAGAAGCCUUCUGGCGCAGAAGAGCAAAACCAUGAAGAAACUGAAAAACGGCAUGCGGUUCAUCCCGAAUCCCGAGAGGCCUCCAGACAUGCCGGUGAAGCCGAAGCAGGCGUACAGCUUGUUCGUCGCCGAGAAGAAGGGCACGAUGGAGCUGUCCGAGAUCGCAGAGGCCUGGGGCAAGCUCGAGGGGGCGGAGCGGAAGAAGUACGAUGACAAGGCCGAGGAGCUGCAGAAAGAGUACGAGGCAAGCAUGAGAGUAUUCAUGGAAAGCGAUGAGGGCAAGGUCUACAUGAAAGAGUGCAACCUCACAAAGCGACGUAAGCGCAUGAACCUUGCGAAGUUUCAGUAUCUCGGGAAGAUGCCCAAAAAGCCCGCGGACCCCAAAAUGAGGUGGAUGAAGGCGAACACGCCUGCGGUGAAGCGCGACUUCCCCGACCUGAGCGCGGCCGAUCUGCACGCGAAGCUCCUGGAGAGGUUCAGGGCGCUGUCCGAGGAGGAGAAGGAGAAGAUCGAGCAGGAACGCAAGGCGCAAGCGGAGGCUUUCGAACAGUCGAUGAGGGAGUUCAAGGCGGGUGAGGAUUGGCACAAGUACUGCAGGGCGAUCAAGGCACAACCGAAGAGCAAGGGCAAGGGGAAGGCGAAGGCCGCCGCCCCAGCAAUUCCAGUUCCGGAAGAUAUGCCAAAGAGACCGCGCAACGCCCUGCAAGUCUUCAGAUCGGAGUUGACCGGCAAGAGCCUCUCGGAGGCUUUGAAAAUGUACAACGAGCUCUCGCAGGAAGAGAAAGACAGAAGAAAUCGAGAGGCAAAGGAAGCCUAUGAUUCAAGAGUACACUGCUGA